AUGGUGUCUCCGUCAGCCAUUGUUAUGUUGAACAUGGGAGGACCUUUGACGGUACCAGAGACCUAUGACUUCCUCAAAAACCUGUUCAUGGAUGGCGACCUCAUUCCGUUACCUUUUCAACGCGUUAUAGCUCCUCUCAUUGCCAAGUGGCGGACCCCUCAAAUCGAGAAGCAGUAUGCUGACAUUGGCGGUGGUUCUCCCAUUCUCAAGUAUACAGAGAUGCAAGGUGCUGGUAUGUGUGAAUUACUGGACGAGCUGCACCCAGAAACUGCUCCGCACAAACCUUAUGUCGUGUUUCGUUAUGUGAACCCACUGACACAGGAGACCGCUCAGAGGAUCAAGGCAGACGGUGUAAAGAGGGCAAUUGCGUUUACCCAGUAUCCACAGUACAGCUGUAGAACGACUGGAAGCAGUUUGAACGAACUUUUCAGACGGGGUAGGGCAGGCGAGAUGGGGGACAUCGAGUGGAGCGUGAUAGACCGCUGGGGUACUCAUCCAGGAUUCAUCGAGGCACGUUUUCAAAUCAACUAG
Molecule: messenger RNA, 531 nt
Organism: Suillus fuscotomentosus
Lineage: Eukaryota; Fungi; Basidiomycota; Agaricomycetes; Boletales; Suillaceae
Exons: 2
Coding region: 1-531 (176 amino acids)
Biological process (GO): heme biosynthetic process
Molecular function (GO): protoporphyrin ferrochelatase activity
Source: RefSeq, a predicted model, not a curated record